AUGGAAAACGAUUCCUCGUCGAUUUACGAGACACUCAGAAAUGAAACAAAUCCUUCAGAAGAUCAACAAAAGGAAAUGGAAAUCCCGUCUGCAUUAACAGCAGACUAUAUUGAAAUGAUUUAUCUAUGCUUUGUGAUCAUUGUCGGAACACCGUCGAAUUGUUUCAUUCUCAGGAGAUUGUGUCAGGAUUUAAAACGAACGCCAAAAGACAGUGUUAAGGCUGGUUUCCUCAUACUGAAGAUCAAUUUGAACAUCUCCGAUUUACUCCUUUUGUGCAUUUUGGCAUUUGGAAAGCUUUUAUGGUUGUUGACGUAUCAAUGGCCUUGGGGCUCAGCUUUGUGCAAACUCUACAAUUUCGGCUCAAUGGGAAGUGUGGUGCAUUUGCUUUUGAUUGGUUCAUGGUUUUUGGCGAUUCUCUGGUCAAUUCCACAGCUAAUCGUCUGGGAUGUGCAAGAGGUGGUGCCAGGCUUCUCACAAUGCACCGAUAUCUGGAUGAUCAAGAAACAUCUGAUCCACUUUGGUCGGGCAAAGGAAAGUGAUUACGGUUUUUUGUACAGCACUGUCAUGUCAUCCGCUUAUGAUAUUUCACAUUUGUUUUUCGUCUUUUGGGGUCCACUAAUUGUUCUCAUUAAAUGCUACGUCAUCAUUGCGAUUCGAUUAGUGAAAUACUCAAGAAGAGCGCCUGGACAACCGAGUCCCAUGAUUCGCCCGGAUAUGACUUCUGGACCGUCUGGUGUUGAGCAAUCGAUCUCACUGCAUCAAUUCGAAACUGCUUCCACGACUGUAUCCAUCGAUCGCCACAGCACACCGCGGGUAAACGUUAUCGCAACUCGCACGUUAUCUAACCCGCAUGAGAUUUCGGGUAUUCGACGAUCUUUUGACCGAUACAGUGAACGAGUGCCCAGCCCUGGAUUGAGAUCGAGUUCAAGAUUAGGCAGUGCUCUUCCAUUUACGAAAUAUUUUCACCGAAAUGGACACAGUAUGGACAAUAUCUUUUCAAAAGAUGAUGGAACACCACCAAAGAAAAUGUCUCGAGUCUCGGAUACACUUUCGGGCAAAGUGCCAGCAUGGAGGAGGCAGUUACGAAGCAAAGUCUUUCGAACAACACUCCUCGUCGUGAUCGCUCAUUUUCUUUUCUGGUUUCCUUACAAUUUUCUCGCCAUCAUGAACUAUAUAAAUGAGAAUUUGUAUCAUGAACUGAGCGAGAACGCGAAUAUUUUCAAAGACAUGCAACUUCUCAUCACUCUCAUCAAUCCUUUUCUUUACGGGUUUACACAU
Mesorhabditis belari is the source of this 1278-nucleotide messenger RNA. NCBI's taxonomy places the organism in Eukaryota, Metazoa, Nematoda, Chromadorea, Rhabditida, Rhabditidae. The record is from the annotation of a GenBank genome assembly.